Molecule: messenger RNA, 1722 nt
Organism: Pochonia chlamydosporia 170
Lineage: Eukaryota; Fungi; Ascomycota; Sordariomycetes; Hypocreales; Clavicipitaceae
Product: amidase
Exons: 2
Coding region: 1-1722 (573 amino acids)
Source: RefSeq, a predicted model, not a curated record
AUGUCCCGCAACAUAAGGCAAAAGUACCCUGCCAAGACUGCCAAAAAGGCGUCCAAGCGAAGGGGCUCUGACACCUCGUCCUCAUUUGACCUUUCCGACGAUGAUGGCUACUCAGCCGUUGAAGAAAUUAGCGACUCGUCUGACGAUGACGAGGACGAUGUCGAUGCGGUCGAGGAGAGAAAUAUUCUGAUUGAGGCAAAGCCUUCCCAGUCUCCUCGACCGCAACCUGGCAGUGACAAUGACGACGAUAACCAGGACGACGACGAUGACGAUGAUGAGGACGACGACGACGAUUAUGAGUACAGUCAUCCUGUCGUAGACCCGGAUGCCGAUGAAAGCACCAGCUGGGCUGGUAUUGUUUCCGAGGUCGACGAAAGUCAAGCAUCCGACUUCUUCCAUGACCAAGCAUUCGGCUCUGAUGCUGCCGUCGAACGCCAUGUGCGUUUUGCUGUUCCGUCUAGCGAAUCUGAUUCUACCGACACGGACGAUGAUGAUGACCAUGGUGACUUGUUUCCCGACAUUUUUGUUUCACAAACCUCCCUAGACCCGGCAUUUCGCCGUGAAAUAGAACAUGACCCAGAUGAAUCGUCCGGGUCGGGCUCGUUUUGGGACUACAAUGGCCAGUAUGAGUUGCAAAACGCCGACGACUCGGAUGCUGAGGAAGUCAUUCGUGAGAUUUCCGAUGAUGAGACCCCAACUGCUACGCCCAGAGUGCCUCAGAUCGAUACUUCUCCCUCCAAGUUCACUCCCGCCUUUGAAGAGCCUCUGGAACUUGAUGGAUACGAAACUGAUGGUGACACUACUGAGGAAGACGUCCCUGAACCCCCAAUCCGCAGAAAGACUCGCCGUCCUUCUGUGCCUAUGAGUGAAAUUUCUGACUCGGAUGUUCCCUCACCAAUCAAAACUGAGCGUGGUCAACCCCGUGUUGGGCGAUUCAAUCUUGACCGUUCCGACAAGAAACCGAUUGCGGUGCUGAACCCUCACACGCGAAAGAUGAUGAUCUUCACACCACAUCGUCGGCGCCAACUUGACCUCUCCCCUGAGCAAUUCAAUUUCCAGUGGCCACUGGAAGAACAGUCGUCCCCGAUACUCAGUAACUCGGCCAACAUGAUGCUCAGUGCAAUGUUCUCAUCCAACACAUUUGGAGACUUUGUCAACCCUCAGACCAUGGGACCCGCUGAAGCCUUCUUCCCAUUCCCUUCCGAGGCUGGCACUGCUGAUGAAAGCUCAUCAGCAAGUCAUCACGGAGAGGAAGACGAAGCCGAGAAGAAGCUCGACAUUAGCGACUUUAUCACGUGGGAUGAUGGUGACUCUUCUGGCGAAGAGGGCAAUGAUGGCACCUGGGAGCCUUCUUCUACACCCUUGAGACCUGCGACAGCCUCCAGCGAACGAGACUUGCUGUCACAUCUCAACUCGGACACUGUUGGUGCCUUUCGACGCAACCAAAUCAAUCAGCAGUUGAUCUUGAGUAAUAAGGCAACUCAAGAUUCGCUGGCCUUUAGCGGGCCGUACAAUUAUUCCGCCAUCAGGGGCCUCAAGUCGGAUCGCUUUGAUACGGCAGGCAUUCCCUUGACCCCGAUUCGGCGACAAAAGAAGCAUGCGAGCGAUAUGACACGCAGUCCGUUGGAGUCUGUUUCUGCGAAGCGAAAAGCGUCUAGCGAAGUCGGCAACGGCCACAAGAGGCAUCGAAGCAUCUCGGAUGUGAAUUUUCUUAGGAUAUGA